This is a messenger RNA of Musa acuminata AAA Group (dessert banana), 1250 nucleotides long. RefSeq lists its product as uncharacterized. The record is from RefSeq and is a predicted model, not a curated record. The coding region runs from base 299 to 844 and encodes 181 amino acids. NCBI's taxonomy places the organism in Eukaryota, Viridiplantae, Streptophyta, Magnoliopsida, Zingiberales, Musaceae. The transcript has 2 exons.
CCUCCUCCUCCUCCUCUUCCUCCUCAGAUCUCCCCACCCCCUCUCUCUUCUCCUCUCCUCUCCCCCCCACCCCCUUUCCUUCCUUUUGCUGCCACCAACUGUGUGUCUGUGUCUCUGUCUCUGCCAAGCCUCCACAUCCCCUGUUCCCUUUUUUUUUCUGUUCCCCCUUUACUCCUCUCUUCCUCUCCCAAAUCUGAGAAGCGAAAGGUAACCUAAACAAGUGACUCGUGGAUCGGAAUCCCAAAUUUAGACUGCUGGUACAAUUAGCACCCCCUUUCGCGUCGGACUCGUCUGCAAUAUGAGCUGCGGCCACCACACCCGCCGCUUCCUCGUCCUCUUCAUCUUGUUCGUCGUCGUUGCGGUGGCGGCGAGCGGGGACGGGAGCGCGUACGAGGUGCUGCGGUCGCACGGGCUGCCCAUCGGGUUGCUGCCCAAGGGGGUGCGGGAGUUUUACGUGGACGGGGAGGGGCGGUUCGAGGCGCGGCUGGACGCGCCGUGCACGGCCAAGUUCGAGAGCGAGGUGCGCUACAACGCCAGCGUGGCGGGCACCAUCUCGCCCGGCCAGAUCGACGGCCUCUCCGGCAUCGCUGCCCAGGACCUCUUCCUCUGGUUCCCCGUCCGCGCCAUCCGCCUCGACGACCAGGCCUCCGGCAUCAUCCACUUCGACGUUGGCGUCGUCGACAAGCGCUUCCCCCUCUCCCUCUUCGAGUACCCGCCCGACUGCACCCCCGUCGCGUCGUCCUCUCGCCCUCUCCGCGAGGGCUCUCGCCUAGCUUCCCUCGUCGCCGAGAGCCAAUCCGGCGAGCUCCGCUACCAACUCGAUGCUCGAGACGCCGCCAUCUGAAACGAGCUCCGCCGUCCUUGUUAUUAAAGGUCCUAUAUAGCUUGGCUUUGGCUUGCUUUGCUUAUGUGUGUGCUUCUUGUGUGUCCCGUCAUGCUCUACUUUCAUUCAAGCUGAAAGACCGCUUUUUUUGAUUGAAUGAUGAUGGAGUCACCACCCCAGAAUGUGCAAGCAAUUCGGUGUAGAUCGGAUGAGAGAGCAUCCGAAGUUGGUAAAAGGAUCGAGGGCGAUUCUUUUUCCAACUACUGAAUCAUAAUCCUAAUGUUCAUAUCAUCAAUUACUAGUGAUCAUAUCAUCCGUUUGCCGGUAGAAGGCCACAUGUAUGCAGUGGAGAGUCUGGGACUUGAUCCACUGCAAAUGUCUUUCUUUGUUGUAUUUGUGAGCGAGUAAUGCAUCGAGUCUUUCUGUA